Molecule: messenger RNA, 5457 nt
Organism: Pygocentrus nattereri (red-bellied piranha)
Lineage: Eukaryota; Metazoa; Chordata; Actinopteri; Characiformes; Serrasalmidae
Gene: st18
Product: ST18 C2H2C-type zinc finger transcription factor
Exons: 23
Coding region: 95-3469 (1124 amino acids)
Biological process (GO): regulation of transcription by RNA polymerase II
Cellular component (GO): nucleus
Molecular function (GO): RNA polymerase II cis-regulatory region sequence-specific DNA binding; zinc ion binding; DNA-binding transcription factor activity, RNA polymerase II-specific
Source: RefSeq, a predicted model, not a curated record
GUCCACCAUCAAAACACAGGGCAAAGUUAGUCAGCAAGUUGCAUAGCUUUUCUACCGUUGGAUUCCUCAAGCCUCUUUUGUACCAAGUUCCACAAUGUUUUUCACGGCACCGGACCUGACAGGGAUGCUGGAGAACACAAUGAAAGCGGCGGACAAAGCGAUUGUGGCAAAGUCCUUUGGAAAAUGGCAAAGCAGCUCUCAGAGGUCCAGGACCAUGGAGAAGCCGGAUGAGCCUUCAGAAGGCACUGAAGAGGCAAGCUGUUCCAGCAGCACCUGUGAGUCACCCAAAAAAGAGGAUGCUUUUUACACCAAAGCCCUGAGGAGCCGAGAGAAGAGACAGAGCAGAGAGCACAGUGGACCCAGAGGGCCUUGCAACUCACGGACUUUAUUGCCUUGUACAAAGAUGGAUUCUGAAGGUGACGAGAACCGCAUCGAACAGUGUAACGGCAAUGCCAUUAUGGCUGACUGCGUCGCUGACACUCACAGUAGCCUGCACCUUUCCACUGGGAGGAAGAGGAGCGCCGGUGAAGGUGCCAACGGAGCACCAGUUAACAAGAGGAAAUCUCUGCUGAUGAAGCCACGGCACUACAGCCCCAGCCCCAGCCCAAGCGAGGAGGACCGGGAGGAGGACCUGGCAACCGCUCAGGACAAAGACGCGCCCAGGAACAUUGACACUCCAGCAGAUGAAGAUCUGGACAGUAGUGAUGUUCUUCUCAACCACAUUCACCCCGAUGCCAGAGCCAAGUCCCACAGUUCUCUAUCGUGCUCAGAGCGCACCAGUGAAGGGUCACCCGUCCUACCUGCUCAGUUCUCCGACUCACAGAAUGAGUAUGCUGAGAAGCAGCUGGACCAAGACUUUGCUGAAAGAAGCCCCGACAGACUUGCGGCGUCUUGUGACCCGUCUCAGGAAAAAGGCCCAGAUGUUGAUAUGGAGGAGGAAGGCGGAUGGACCAGUCCACCUCCUCUGUUGCUGGCCAAUGGUAUCCACUGCAGCCCCAGCCCUGCAGACGAUGGCCUUCCCAGGAGACCCCGCAUGGGACACCAGGCCCUCUCCAUGUAUGUGAACCGAGGUGGCCUGCUGAUGGAGGACUUCACCUACAGCAGAGAGCUGAGUGACAGCGAAGACGAGCCCCAGGUGCCCAGGCUGGACGAAAGGCUGGCCGGCUGGGGGCUCGGACUGGCUGCCCGGCCGCUGGAACUGGACCGUGCACGGCUCAACCUCAGUCUCCUGGAGCAGGCCAUGGCCCUGAAGUCUGAGCACAGGCAGGUCCUCCACAAUGCCUACAGGGAUAUGGACCACUUCUUCCUAGAACAGGUCAACCACGAGCGGAGGCAGCAGAGGUUGCUGGAGAUGGACCCUCGGGUGGCUUACCACAGCAGCAAAGAAUCUCCACGGACAGAUAAGAAAGACAUCAAGUGCCCCACGCCAGGCUGUGACGGCACAGGUCACGUGACUGGACUGUACCCCCAUCACAGAAGCUUGUCCGGAUGUCCCCACAAAGUUCGAGUGCCUCCUGAAAUCCUAGCCAUGCAUGAAAAUGUGUUGAAGUGCCCGACCCCAGGCUGCACAGGAAGAGGUCAUGUCAAUAGUAACCGCAGCACCCACCGGAGUCUCUCAGGCUGCCCAAUUGCUGCAGCAGAAAAAGUCUCUAAACCACAAGAUGACCUGUCGAAAUGUAGGCAGACUUCAGACAGGAUGGCAAGACCGUUGGUUCAGAUGAAGAAGUUUGAUUUCAGUCAGCUGGCCUAUCGGUUUGCUCAUCCUGUGGCUGCCUUGCAGGCUGGCAUGGCCAAAGAGAUGGACAAGUUCAGCAAGGGCCAUUUCGACUAUGCCAGUUUUGAUGCUCAGGUGUUCGGCAAGCAAGCCCAAAUGGCACCAGAUCAGAGCCAAGAGACCUCGCAUCUCCCUGACUCCACUCCACAAUUUCCCUGUUUUCUGGGUCCGGGUGGUCGUGUGGCCAUGCCUGGGGUCCACAGCCCCGGCCACCCUAAAGCCCCAAGCAGCGCCCUCCAGUCCAGUACGGCCGCUGCCGCCAUCCUCAACCUCUCUACCCGUUACCGGGACAACGGCGAGGCCCAUCCUACCGCCCGGCCUCUGGCACAGUCCACAAAGGACUCCAUGAUUGAGGUAGAUGAGAAUGGUACUCUGGACCUCAGCAUGAAGAAGAAGAAAGAGAAGAUUGCGGAAUCUCCAGUCAUGCCUGCUUUAGGCGAAGCGGUCUUCACUCCUCCCGAUUCAUCUCUAGCCAAAGCAGAAGGUCUGCAGAUUUCACCAUCGUUCUAUAGAGCUGUCUAUGAGCAGGAGGGCUGGGACACACCACUCAACUUCAGCAAAGCACCUUUUCAGCAGGACAAAGAAAUGGAGCAGCAGGAGAGGAUGUCACUCGAGGAUAAAGUGUUCUCCGGAGACACAAGCAUGAGCGGCGUCAAGAACAAGAUGCUUAUAAGAGAUACUAAGAAAGAACUGAUGAGUUGUCCAACACCAGGCUGUGAUGGGAGUGGCCAUGUGACAGGAAAUUAUGCAUCACACAGAAGUAUAUCAGGAUGCCCAUUAGCUGACAAGACCCUCAAAUCACUGAUGGCUGCCAAUGCACAGGAACUGAAGUGCCCUACUCCUGGGUGUGACGGCUCAGGACAUGUGACAGGAAACUAUGCUUCUCAUCGGAGGUGGGUUUUGUCAGGAUGCCCUCGUGCCAGAAAAGGAAGCCUGAAGCUCACACCUAGCAAAGAGGAGAAGGAGGAGCCAGACAUAAAGUGUCCUGUAGUUGGUUGUGAUGGUCAGGGUCAUGUCACAGGGAAAUAUACGUCCCACCGGAGUGCCGGUAGUUGCCCCAUCGCAGCCAAGCGCCAAAAGGAGAGCACCCUGAAUGGAAUGGCCUUCUCCUGGAAGACCUGCAAGCAGGAGCUGCCCCACUGCCCCCUUCCUGGCUGCAACGGCCUGGGACAUGCCAACAAUGUGUUCGCCACGCACAGGAGUUUGUCAGGUUGUCCGCUUAAUGCUCAAAGCAUCAAGAGGAAGCUCUCAGGAGAGGAGAUGACCAUCAAACUUAAAACCAGCAGUGGCAUUGAGGGAAGUGAGGACAUGCAGCAUUUGGAUCAUGAAAUAAAAGAGCUGAAUGAAUCCAAUCUGAAAAUAGAGGCUGACAUGAUGCAACUUCAGACUCAGAUCUCAUCCAUGGAGUGCAACCUAAAGACCAUUGAAGAGGAGAACAAGAUGAUCGAGCAGCACAACGACAGCUUGCUGAAGGAGCUGGCACGGCUCAGUCAAGCACUUAUCAACAGCCUUACUGACAUCCAGCUACCACAAAUGGGUCCGAUAAAUGAGCAGAACUUUGAAGCUUAUGUGAAGACUUUGACGGAUAUGUAUAACAGUUCAGAACAUGAGUACUCUCCAGAAUGCAAGGCCUUACUGGACAGCAUCAGACAGGCCAUUAAGGGCAUCCAUGUAGAAACAGUCUACUCACCAUGAAGUACUGUACUUGCAGACAAGCAAUAUCUCUGGACAGCUGGUUUUUGUUUUCUUUGGUUUUUGGGGUAUGGCUGGCUUCAAACCAUGUGCAAGAAAGAGCUUAUAUUUAAAAAAAAAAAAGUAAACUAUAUUCAUUCCAUGGAUUGCACUGAUAAUUACCAGCCAGUUUUUAUCACAAUUUCAAACUUUUUAUUUAUUGAAAUUGAUUUUGGUGAGAUUCUGAUCCCCUUUUGCACUUAUUUAUUUCCUUUGAUUUGCUUGAUUUAACUCUGUAUGUGUUCUUUUGUGUAUUAAGACUAUUAUUACUAUUUAUUGUCUUUAUUCAUCAAAAAUAAUUUAUUGAACAGUAAUAUAUUUUAUUUAUUUUAUAUUUAACAUCAAUGUUGGCUGUUGGUAUCCUUUUUUUCUGGCACUUCCGCUCAAUGUAUUACAAAUGACUUAGGCUCAAGCACAUUUGCAUUUGUCGUAUUUUAUUUGGUAGUUUUUUUUGUUGUUGUUAAAAGAAAUGGAGAAAAAAAAGAGGAAAAAACAUGUUCACUUGCAUUUGUGAUACUCCUCCACCAGUGACUGAUGGCAUAUGUAAUAAUAGUCCUGUUGCUCCACCUAGUGGCAGCGAGCUCUUACUGGUCGGCCAUGCAAGGCUCAGUCUUCAACUCUCAAUGGUCUUCUUUCUGAAUGUAUUGUGUGCUACAAAUAAAUUUUCCAAAUAACACUGAAUCAUAAAUCAGUAUUCAUAGCUACUGAGGUCAAAUCAGUUUCAUUUAAACACUCUGACUGUACAUUGCCAUUUUAUUACCAGGACAUCAAGUCAAGGGGAAAAAAAUCACUACAUAAAAUAACUGAUUUGCGUUUCUAUCAAUAUGAACUGCCUUUGGUGUGCACACUCUUGUGUGUGCAUAUAUGUGCCUAUAUGUAAAUGAUUACAUGGAAUAUACUAUGUUUUUGUGGUAGAACAGUAUUACGUGAAUGGUGAUUCCUUUUAUUAUACAGUAUAUUUAUUUUCAGAAAGAAAAAAAAGCCUCUAACUCUGUUUAGCUACUGUUUAUAUGCCAUUUUAAGUAUCGGAUGAUAUUGUUGUAAUACGAAGAUCAAGUGUUUCAUCAUUUACUAUGAAUUAGUACAUUCUCCGCCAAGCUAAAAUGCAGCGUUUGACCCUUUCAAAGACCUUCAAAAGAAAAUACGCAACUUUUUAAAAGGCUUCUUUGUGUCUUAAAGAUAGUAUUAUCUGGCUAUGGUCAGUUCUGAGUUGCAAUUACUUUUCCACUAUAGACUUGUAUUCGCCAUGUUUUUAAGGGCAGUACAUCCAUGGCCUCCUCUGAUUUUUGUAUGAAGCUAGGUGUAUGGUCCACUAACUGCCAAGCAGAUCCAAGAGAGUCCUACGGUGGAAAACAACCUUGCAAAAUAGACUUUGUGCACAACAAAAGAGGCACGGUUUGAAGUGACGUUUUUAACACAGAUGACCACUGAUAUUAUUACAUGUGUUUUCCAGAUUAGUGUGAGCAGUCACACUCCUUUAAAUCUAACUGCCAGAGAAGAAAAUUUACAGGUCACUGAGUUUUUAAAAAAAAGAAGCUAUAUUUGACCAAAUCCCUAUACUGAAUCCAAUCCUUAAUCAACAGAAUGAAAAUCUUUUGAAAAGAAGUGUAAUUUAUAAUUGUGUUAAAUUAUUUGUAAUUCCUAAUAUUUAAUUUAUAAACCACACAUUGUUUGCUCAGGAACUUUUGUGAGGACUAUUUAUUUUUUUCGCGUUUGUAUUUGAUGUUUUGUAAUGUGAAAUGAAUUUUUUUGUGUAAUGAUAUUAGUAUGGAACACUGUACUGUAAAUUAUUUUGUUUCUUUUUGAUUAAAACAAAAUGCUUUUUUUUCAGUUAAAGUAGUUUCUAUAUUGAAGUUUCUUUACACUUUUACUAUUUCAUAAGCAGUAAUGCGCUGUGUUGUACAGUUUGUGUAUGGUAGAAAUAAACAAUUUAACGAUCUCUUGAAUCGUCA